AUGGAGUCCUCAAGCGACAAAGAAUGGGCUUCAAAAUACCUUCUUGAUCCUCUGAACGAACCCGAGCCUUCUCAGGAAGAUGGCCCAGGCAAUACCUUCCGGCCGGGCGUCACUGUCGCUCCGGUCAAGGCUCCUCCAAAGAUUCUUCCCGGGAGAAGACUUUCAAAGACGAAUACCUACCGAAAGAGCUCGAUCUCGAACACAACCACCACCGAGGUCAAGCGUAGCGCAUCGCUGAACGGUAAUGGCAGCAGCAAUGGUGUCCCAUACCCCUCACCUCCACCUUCUGCCACUUCACCCACGGCGAAGUACUCUCCACAAUCGCCAUGUUCUCCCAGCCACAGGCAAGAGGCAUUUGGGGAAGGUAGACCGGCAGGACCCCGUCGGAGAGGCAGCUCUUUAUCCGAACGCUAUCCGGGCGAUAUGUCACAUCGCCCACUGGAUACAUUGACCAAAGAGAAAGCUGUUGCAGACCGAUCUCGUCAUUCUACCCGGAAGCAUCACAUUCAACCCGAUACGAUUGAUAAGCUGGAUCAUAGCGGAGGUACGGCCUGGCAUCACGGAGGACCCUAUGACGCCACAUUGUUUGCUCGAAACAAUUCCUCCAACUCACCUCUAGCAGCUCUGGCCGGCUCCAACGCGGAAGCUCUCAAAGCCACUCCGAAAGAAAAGAUUAUGGACAGUGUGAUUGGCCAUCGACCUCUUGACGGAGUAGCGGCCUAUGCACCGGGGAAUCAAGAUCGUAAUGGCAAUGUUUACUGCUAUGAGGAAGGCGAUAACAUGAUGAUCGAAAGCGGACCUGAAGGUGGUGCUUAUAAGCGCUGGCCUGGCGUCCAAUAUCACCCCAACGAUGUCAAAGGCAAAGGUGAGCCUAGCUAUAGCAUCGAAAAGGCCUUCAAGGACCACAGCAUCCGUGACGAAAAGGUCGAGACCAACGGUAAUGGUAUCGAAAUGAAAAGCCGAACCCGAAGCAGCAGUGGUGCCAUCCCUUCUGAGGGCUGGGACGAUGGCGAAGGUCAAAUGAAUCGAAGUGGAAGUAUCAGUAAAAGGCUGAGCGGUGGAUUGAAGAAGAGAUUCGGCAGCAUCAAGCGCAGUCAUCAAGCUGAGGAUUAG
Molecule: messenger RNA, 1113 nt
Organism: Rhinocladiella mackenziei CBS 650.93
Lineage: Eukaryota; Fungi; Ascomycota; Eurotiomycetes; Chaetothyriales; Herpotrichiellaceae
Exons: 2
Coding region: 1-1113 (370 amino acids)
Cellular component (GO): cytoplasm
Source: RefSeq, a predicted model, not a curated record